Messenger RNA from Durusdinium trenchii, 1530 nucleotides. NCBI's taxonomy places the organism in Eukaryota, Dinophyceae, Suessiales, Symbiodiniaceae. The record is from the annotation of a GenBank genome assembly.
AUGAAGCGCCGUGUUUACUUGGGGCCCUUCUCGGAGAUACGCAGUUUCUGCAUGAAAGGUGCAGCUCGUGAGAAGCAGGAUGAUUUUCGCGUCUAUUUGGAGACCGCGGAGGGACCGGCGACAACGCUCGUGCCCUGGCGCAUGCCGAAGCUCAAGUCCUUUGAGCCCAGCUCCGCGUUGAGCUCGCUGGGGCUUGGGGAGGGCGCGCUGGCAAAGUUUCAGGCGCUCGGGGUUCGGGAGUUGGCGGAGGAUCUGGAAGAGAUCGGGCUCACACGGUUGCAAGUGCGUCGGCUGCAGGCUUUGGCAAAGGAGGCGCAGAAGGCCGCGCAGGAGGCCGCGCAGGCGGCCGCGCAAGAGGCCCCGCAGGAAGCCGCGCAAGAGGCCACGCAGGAGGCCGCGCAAGAGGCCACGCAGGAGGCUGCGCAGGAGGCCGCGCAAGAGGCCCAGGAGACCCAGGCAGCCCUAGCUGGAGAAUCUGCUGACCCUGCAGGGGAAUCCAGAACGCCUCCAGAGUCAGAGGAACAUAAAGAGCUGGACAUAGAGGCUCCGCCGCCGCCGCCGCCGCCCCGCCGACCUCUCGACGCCGAUGCCUUGGGCGGUUUCAUGGGAGCACUCCGGCGCCGGUCCUCCUCACCCCCGGCGAUCCGGCGGAGGUCCUUGUCCGUGCGAUUCCGCUCGGUGAGCUCCUCCGCGCAGGGCUACGAGUUCGAAGCGAACUGCAGGCGGGAGAUCCUGGAGUGGAUGGAUGGUUGGGCCUGUGAACUUUCACCCAAAGCUCUCGGGAUCCAGUGCCAUGACUGCGAUUUGGUCCUCAAGCUCUCCUUUGGCAUCCCAAGAGCUGGGCUCCUUCCCAAGUUCUUCCGCUUCAUUACCCCCACCAGCGGGAAGUGCCAGAAGGAAUCCUUGCUCUUCUUCGAGAUGAAGUCCAGAGCUCGUCAACUGGAUCACGCCUUGGAACAGCUGCGAACUCGGAAGCGCCUGGCCGAGGAGGCCAAGAGCGUGCCAGAGGCUGGUCUGCACUUACUUGCCCUCGUGGCGCUCGCCAAGAGCGACGUGGAGGGCCGCCGCACGCUGCAGCGCUGGGCGGAGCGGGCGCAGGCGGAGGAGGGCGACCUGUCCGUGGUGGUCGUGGAUCCAGAGGAUUGGUCCUUGGAGGCCAAGGAGAGGAGAGCCCGACGGAUUCCCAAGGUGCCCAGAGGGACGAGCCUCUUUAACAACGACUACUACCAGAGGAAGCUGGAGACGGAGGAUCGUCAGGUCUACGAGGGCCGCUACUUGGGCGUCGUGCAGGUCUACAAGGAGCAACAGGCCUUUGGCUACUUGUGUCCCAAGGAGCCCCAGAAUUUGCCCCUAGAGGUGCAGCGCGCGGUGCGCGAGAACAAGGGCCGGGCCUUGUACUUCCGCGGCGCCGAUUUAACCGAUGGCACCCAGUGCCUUCGCAGAGGCUCCAAGGUGGAGUUUCAAGUGUACAGAGACAACCACAGUGCAGGGGCCUGCAACAUUAGCAUGGCCCUCUCCAGGUGGCCGUGA